Molecule: messenger RNA, 6528 nt
Organism: Neofelis nebulosa (Clouded leopard)
Lineage: Eukaryota; Metazoa; Chordata; Mammalia; Carnivora; Felidae
Gene: ZNF404
Product: zinc finger protein 404
Exons: 4
Coding region: 598-2355 (585 amino acids)
Biological process (GO): regulation of transcription by RNA polymerase II
Molecular function (GO): DNA-binding transcription factor activity, RNA polymerase II-specific; RNA polymerase II cis-regulatory region sequence-specific DNA binding
Source: RefSeq, a predicted model, not a curated record
GUGACGUCGUCUGCGUUUGUAUGCCAGUGACAGAUACUUGAUUUGUGCUUAUUUAACUUCAUGGCUUAUGGGUGACCGACGGUUGUGUGGCCGUGUGGGUUGUCAUUGGAACGCGCGGCUCUAGGCUCCGCGGAUCCUCCGCCCUGUGUCCUCACAGCCACUUGGGGACGGCCGCAGAUAAAAGAGGGAAGCCAGAUUCGGGGCCUUAGAAUGGAAGAAUGGAGAAUUAUAGCAAGGUCACACAGACUUGAUCUUGAGAUGAGAUUUUUUUUUUUUUUUUUUUUUUUGGAAGCUCGAUGUGACCCCAAGGCAGGCUUUUGGGAAGACCUGAUGAAGCCCCAGGAGUAGGAGUAGGAUCCCCCCUGGAAGCUCCUAGAGGUCACCUACAUGUUUCCUAACCAUAGCGUUUCCAGAACUCCGGCCCCAGGAACAUGCUGUGAAUUGGAGAUAGAUUCCACCCGAGACGUCAGUGAUCCUGGCCUCUCUCAUACUGGGAAGGUCAACACUGCUCUAGUAGCCUUUCUACUCCCAGUCUGGUUGUGUGUGGGGGACUGGUGUUAGAAGUUACUGUGCUAUCCAAGAAAAUCCUGAUGUCUCAUGAUUGCUUUCUCUUUUCCCAGGGCUGCCAGUCUCUUAAAAAAAAAAAAAAAAAAGAUACUGAGAACAAAAAGAAUUUUUGUUACACAUCUAAAAGUUAAAGUUCAGGUGCCAUUGACAUUCAGUGAUGUUGCCAUAGACUUUUCUCAGGAGGAGUGGGAAUGCCUAAAUUCUGAUCAGAGGGAUUUGUACAGAGAUGUGAUGUUGGAGAAUUAUACUAACUUGGUCUCACUGGACUUUGAUUUUACAACUGAGACCAACAAGUUAUCUUCAGAAAAAAGCAGUUAUGAAGUAAAUUCAUACCAUCGGGAGACAAUGAAAAGAAGUAAAACCUUCAACCUAAUGAGGUUUAUUUUCAGAAAUGACCCACAGUGCAGAAUUGAAUUUGGGAGAGAACAGGCACCCAACAUGGGAUGUUUUAGUCAAAUGACAUUUAUAAAACAUAGAUCUCUUCCUCUACAUCAGAGAAUUCACUCUAGAGAGAAAUCCUAUGAAUGUAAGGAAUGUAGGAGGGGCUUUAGAAAAAAAUCACACUUUACUGAACAUUUGAGAGACCAUAAUGGUGUGAGACCAUAUGAAUGUAAAGAAUGUGGAAAGGCCUUUAUAGUUCUCCAGCAUUUUAUUAGACAUAAAAAAAUGCACACUGAUUUGAAACCCUAUGGAUGUAAUGGAUGUGAGAAGGCCUUUAGGUUUUAUUCACAGCUUAUUCAACAUCAGAUAAUUCAUACUGGUGUAAAACCUUAUGAAUGUAAGCAAUGUGGGAAGUCUUUUAGACGUUAUUCUCACGUUACUGAACAUCAGAAAAUUCAUAUUGGUUUGAAACCCUAUGAAUGUAAUGAAUGUGGGGAAACUUUUAGAUUGUACCGACAUAUGUGCCUACAUCAGAAAAUGCAUCAUGGUGUGAAACCCUAUAUAUGCAAGGAAUGUGGGAAGGCUUUUGGUCAUCGCUCAAGUCUUUAUCAACAUAAGAAAAUUCAUUCUGGUGAGAAACCAUAUAAAUGUAAACAAUGUGGAAAGGCCUUUGUUCGCAGCUAUCUACUUAUUGAACAUCAGAGAAGUCAUACUGGCGAGAAGCCUCAUGAAUGUAAGGACUGUGGAAAGGCCUUUAGUAGGGGCUCAAGCCUUCUUAAACAUAAGAGAAUUCAUAGUAGUGAGAAGCUCUAUGAUUGUAAGGAAUGUGGGAAGGCCUUCUGUAGAGGCUCUCAACUUACACAACAUCAAAGAAUUCAUACUGGUGAGAAGCCACAUGAAUGCAAAGAAUGUGGGAAGACAUUUAAGCUUCAUUCAUACCUUAUUCAACAUCAGAUAAUUCAUACUAAUUUGAAACCACAUAAAUGUAAACAAUGUGGGAAAGCCUUCAGUCGUGUUGGAGACCUUAAAACACAUCAGUCAAUUCAUGCAGGGGAGAAACCAUACGAAUGUAAGGAAUGUGGAAAAACCUUUAGACUUAAUUCUCAACUGAUUUAUCAUCAGACAGUUCAUACUGGUUUGAAACCAUAUGUAUGUAAAGAAUGUAAAAAGGCCUUUCGUUCUAUCUCAGGUCUUUCUCAACAUAAGAGAAUUCAUACUGGUGAAAAACCCUAUGAGUGUAAAGAAUGUGGUAAGGCCUUUAAUCGUACUGAUCGUCUGACUCAGCAUCAGAGAAUUCAUACUGGUGUGAGACCACACAAAUGUAAGGACUGUGGAAAGGCCUUUACUCAAUGCUAUCAACUUACCCAACAUCAAAGAUUUCAUAGGGGUGAGAAACUCUUGAUGUAGUGAGAGUCAGAAAGCCUUUUAGCCAUGGCACAUCCUUUACCAUUAUCACUAUUCCACCACCUAAUGAUGUUAUGGUAAAGAUUAAGUUAUUUAACAUAAAAAUAUAAAUGCUUAGAAAGGCAUCUGGCACAUAGUGUUUGUUUACUAAGUAUUGUGAUUUUUAAAUGAUAAUCACUAGUAUUACUGUAUAUAAAUUCAUGUGGAAGGAGGGCUCUAUAAGCAUAUUUUUUUCAGAUAAUUCAUUCUGGACAAAAUCCCAUAGACUAUAUUAAACAAGACCCUUUUUUAUUCAAAGCUCAACCCCUUGAAGGUUAAUAAGAAAAAACCCUGGGCCUUUAUUGAAUAUUGAGAAUUUAGCUGUUGAAAAAUUAGAAAGUAGUUUGCAGAAACUUUUCUUACAAUAAAUUCUGUAAUACAGAUAACAUACAAUCCACAUUCCCUACAAUUGAAAUAAAUUAAAAACUAAUAAUUUGGUAGCCAAAGACAUACGUUGACUUGGAAAAGUUUUCCUCAAGUUUUUGAAAGUUUCCAAACUUACAUAAAAGGUACAGCAGUGUUACAAUGAUGUUUUUUUGCCCUCCACCUAAAUUCAAUAUCUAAUAUUUCUCUCAAUAUGUAUGAACAUGUAUAUAUACAGAUGCACAAAUACCAUAUAUCAUUCUUAUUGCAUAUUGAAUGUAUUUUACAUAUAUCAUUUUGCUGUGUUUUUCAGUGAAUGUUUUAGAUACCACUUCACCUCUAAAAAGUCAACAUACAAUUCUUAGAAUUAAGGAUAAUCUAGAUGACCAUUAACCCACUGUUACCUAAAAAGACAUUAACAAUAACCCUAUAUUGUUUUACAAUAUUCAGCCCAUUUACAAAUUUCUCUGAUUGUUUAAUGAACAUCUUCUAAAAGUGCUGGAUUUUUAAAAAGUCAAAAACCAAACUAAGCUCAUAUAUGUUAUAUGACUGGCUUAUUGAGUCUGAUAAGAAUUGGUCAAGAAUUUACUCUCCACCUCCUUACCUUUUUUGAAGACUCAGAAGAAGUAACCUACAUAAUAUUGUUAAUUCCAUAUUUGUCCUUUUUCUCAAGGUGGGCUUAACUUUUCCUCUUUCCUUUGUAUUUAUUUUGAACUGAAGGUUAUGUCUAGAGGCUUGAUUAGGUUUCAGAUUACACAUUUUUUACAAGACAACUUCAUAGGUAAUAGUGUACUUAAUAUUAUACAAUAUCAGUUGGCAUACCAGUGAAACUAUGUUUGGUCUCUUGGUUCAUGUAUUGAUCACCAUUUCUCUCCGUUGUACUGGUACAUUUUUUCUUUGCAAUUAAUAAUCCACGGAAAGUCACAUUGGCAUUCCACUUGAAAUUUAAAUUGGUUAUUAUUUUAAAGAAAUUAAGACCCCCCCCAAAACUCCUCAUAUUUUAUAUUUAUCCAUAUAUUUACUUUUCCCCGUGCUCUUCAUUAUUUCCAGUUACCAAUUCCCAAUGGUCUGAAUUUCCAUGUGGUAUCAUUUUCCUUCACCUUAAAGAACUUUAGCAUUUCUUGGAGUGCACAUCUGCCGGUGAUGAAUUUUCAGUUUCUUUUACUGAAUGCCUUUGUUCUUGAAGGGAGUAUUUUUCUUAAAAUAGACUUAUGGGUUUUAUUGUGUAUUUUGAAAAAGAUAUUGUAACGCUGACUUCUGGCCUCCAUAGAUUAUGAUGAGAAGUCAUUUGAAUUCUUUUCCUUCUGUGUCAUUUCUCUUUGCAUGUUUUCAAGAUUUUGUCAUUAUCUCUGUUUUUCAUCUGUUUGACUAUGCUGGUCUAGGUAUGGUUUUAUGUUAAUCCUGUUUGGAGUUCUCUGAGCCUCUGAAAUCUGUAUGCCUUUCCCCAAAUUCCAGAAACUUUUAUCCAUAUUCAGAUUUUUUUUUCUGCCUUUGCCUCUCCUUCUGGGAUUCCAAGUACUCAUGUUAAAUCUUUUGAUAUUAUUCCACAGGUCACUUGUUCUGUUGUCUUCAACUGUUUUUCUGUUUUUCAGAUUGGAUAAUUUCUAUUACUCUAUCUUCAAAUUCACUGAUUCUUUUUCCCAUCAUUUCAAUUAUGCUGUUAAGCUUAUCUAUCAAGUCUUAAAUUUGAGAUGUUGCACUUUUUAGUCCUAUAGUCCUCAUUUAGUGCUUUUUUUAUAGCUUCUAUUUCCUUACUAAGAUUUCCUGUUUCUUAAUUGCAUAUUUUGACAAUACUUUUGAUUCUGAAGAAAAUCUUUCAUAUAUCGAUUCAUGAUAGGAAAAUUAGUAAAAUUAGUAUUAACUUAUGAAAAGUGUCAUUUUCAGGAAAUAUUCCUACCCUUUUAGCUAAGUCAUAAAAACAGUUUUUCCUUUCCUUGGAAUUUCAGAUUUUGUUUGUUCAAAUGCAGUGUGAUACUUGUGAGAAAGCAGAUCACACUGUCAUUUUGGGGGUCUUGAUUAUGAAAUAUUUGCCAAGUAUUUUUAAAUUUUUUUAAAUAUUUAUUUUUGAGAGAGAGAAAGAGCACAAGUGGGGAAGGGGCAGAGAGAGAGAGAGACUGAGAGAGCACAGAGCCCGACGAGGGGCUCAAAGUCACAAACCACAAGAUCAUGACCUGAGCCAAAGUCAGACACUUAACUGACUAAGCCACCCAGGCACCCCACCAAGUUUUUUUUUUUUUAACAAAGCCUCAGAGUUGAAAGUACCGUAAAUCUUUGUAUAACUCUUCCACCAUUCAACCAAUGAGCACUGGCAAAAAACAUAAGAUAAAUAAAUUCAUUGUUUUCUGUUUCUUUCAACAGCUCCAUAAGUGACAAUGAUUCAUAACAUUUACAUGUAUAUACCAAGCCAUCAUACUUUUCAUACUGGGAAGCAAGUCAAUUAGGGAGACAUUAGGCUCUUACCUUAAAAUUCCAAGGAAUCCACAUUUUAACAGCAUGGCUGGAGCACCACCUGUUGUAACAGAAUUUUUUUUUUUCAUAUCUAGAGGAAAUUCUUUUUUUGACAUAUAUAGAAGAUUUUUAAUUAUCUAUGGUAUGAAUCUAAUUUUGUAGGCUGAAAAUUGACAACAUUUCUAUUUGAUUUGGAAGUCUUUGAAACAAAAUGUACCCAGAGUGUUAAUUUGGCAAUAUUUCAUAUUGUACAACUCACCUAAAAACUAAAGAAUAUAUGUAGCUUUACUAAUUUUGAAUUAAUCUUUAAUAUUGUUAGAAAGAUCUUUUAUGAGCAGUUGACUGGUGGCUUAAUUAAAAAAAUUUUUUUUUACUUAAAAUUUUUUUAAAUGUUUUUAUUUAUUAUUGAGAGAGAGACAGAGCGUGAGCCAGGGAGGGGCAAAGAGGGGGACACACAGAAUCCGAAGCAGGCUCCAGGCUCUGGGCUGUCAGCACAGAGCCCAACAUGGGGCUCAAACCUACGAACUGUGAGAUCAUGACCUAAGCAGAAGUUGAUGCUUAACCAACUGAGCCACUCAGGUGCCCCUUUUUUUAUAAAAUAUGUUUAGUCUUCAUAUCCUAACAAAAGUCCAUAACUAAAAUAAUUUAUCUUUCUAUAUUUCCAUCUGAAAAUUGAUAUUUUGUGUGUAAGACACAAAGCCAUUUUAUAGCUACACACAGUUAUAAGCUCAGAUUAUGUUUCAAAGUUAUUUAAAUAUUUCGGUUGCCCAUUUAAUGCUGCUUUCAGGUAAGUGAUUUUAUCGAUUUCUUUUUGGUUAUUGAAAGGAAAAUUUUCAUCAAUUUUUUUUCCAAAAAAUUUUCAAAAAUUUUUUGUUUGCUCUGUUCACAGCAAAUUGCAAUUGGCAUUUAUGGUGAAAUUCAUAGCACUUCUUCCAGCCUCUUAUUUUUUACUACUCUGGCCGGAGUACUGGCUUCCAUUUGACUACAGGCCAUUAGUAUGCUUUCAUUUUAACUUUUAAAAUUCGUACGUAUUUAUUUAACCUGGAAUAAUUUAAUUAUGAUUAAAGUAAUAAGUAUUUAUAUUUAAUUGCCAAUUAUUAUUUCCUUCAUAUCACUGCAACUCACGUUGUCUUCAUAAAAUACCCAAACAAACCCAUCGAUGGCUUGACAUCAGCUACAUCAGUGAUGUGAUUACGUGUAACACUAGAAACAACAUCUACACAGGACAUGUACAUUAUAAUACAAAAAUAAGAUCUAUGCAGUGGUUGAAGUGAAAUGUAGUCCUUCCAAAACAAUAAAGUUGUCAGUAAUGGCAAAAUAUGUCAA